GGCGGUGGAGAGGAGCAGCUCCAACUUCUGCUGUUGUUUGAUGCACUUUGAGCCUCGAAACCCAAAGUCCAGCUUCUACAAGGACAGAUAGGCUGAAAGCGGAGCCUUCUGCUGGAGGAAAUCCAAUCCCGUGAAAAGCUGAAUAAGUGCUUUCUCUCCCUCUGAGGCAGAGAUAGCGCUGCCGGGCUGAGGGGGGAGAAUCCGCGCGCACAUCCAGAGGAUGGCAGAGUUCAAAAGGAGAUGAGGAGCGCAGAGUGGAGGAGGUCUGUGCGCGGAACCUGAGAGCAGCACGAGCCUUUUGUCUCUUUGCGCGCUUGGAGCGGAGCUGACAGUGAGGAUGAUGAUGGUAAAAGCCUCCUAACUUCACCCCGGUGCGCGCGCGCGGUGCAGAUUCCCUCAGGAGUGCAGAUGGAUCGGUCAGGACAGGUUUCCUCCAUCGGGCUUCCAGUUUGGAGUUCCACCUGAGCCGGGCGUGUCUGGUGUCAGCGAUAUGAGUUCAGAGCCCGCUAAGAUGUGGAUCGGCUCGCCUUCGGCAGGAAUCUGACAUCUGGACGAGGCUCGGAUCGAACCAUGGACCUGUUAUGGUGUGGCGUGGGACCAGAGCUGUCCUGUUGACCCAUUUGUAGUGCCCUCUACCCCCGCCCCAUGCCACACUUUCUUCCUGAAUUAUGGAAAUCUUGUGGAAGACUCUGACUUGGACGCUGAGCCUGGUGCUGAUGGCGGCUUCCGAGUUUCAGAGCAGGCUUUCCUACAACUCUCAAGAGGAGUUCCUGUCCUACCUGCAGCACUACCAGCUGACUGUCCCGGUGCGGGUGGAUGAGAAAGGAGACUUCCUGAGCUACACUGUGAAGCACCAGCGACCGGGCCGGCGGAGGCGAGGACUGGCGGACCCCGCGGUGGGCUCAGACCCUCCAGAAACCCAGAUGUUUUACAGGCUGUCGGCCUACGGAAAGCACUUUCACCUCAACCUGACGCUCAACCCCCACCUGGUGUCGAAGCAUUUCACGGUGGAGUACUGGGGCAGGGAGGGGCCCGAGUGGCGGCACAGCGCGGUAGAUAACUGUCACUAUGUGGGAUUCCUGCAAGAUCAAGACUCUACGACAAGAGUGGCCCUCAGUACCUGCAGGGGUCUGCACGGCGUAAUAACCACAGAGGAGGAGCAGUAUUUGAUAGAGCCUUUACAGAACGCGUCUGCUGCCCCCUUCAGUGACCGCAGCCAGAAGGAAGAAGCACACCAGCAUGUUAUUUAUAAAAUGUCUGCCAUUCCCUCACCACAAGAGCAAAGCCAGGAGUUCAGCUGUGGCAUUUCAGAUCUCAUAAAAAGCGAUGCACCUUGCCAGCUCAGCACGUCCUCCGCUCUUCACUCGUCCCCUCACAACCACGAGCGGUCAAACAACACCCACCGACGGAGGCGCUCCGUCAGCUCCGAGCGCUUCGUGGAGACGCUCGUGGUCGCCGAUAAAAUGAUGGUCGGUUACCACGGUCGCAAAGACAUCGAGCACUACAUCUUAUCUGUGAUGAAUAUUGUUGCCAAACUUUAUCGUGAUGCCAGUCUGGGAAAUGUUGUGAACAUCAUAGUGACCCGGUUGAUUGUUCUCACCGAGGAUCAGCCAAACCUGGAGAUCAAUCAUCAUGCAGACAAGUCUCUGGAUAGUUUCUGUAAGUGGCAGAAAUCCAUUCGGUCCCAUCACAGCGGAGGAAACAGUAUUCCAGAGAAUGGGAUGGCUCAUCACGACAAUGCCGUCCUCAUCACCCGGUAUGACAUCUGCACCUACAAGAACAAACCCUGCGGGACUUUGGGCUUGGCCUCGGUGGCUGGAAUGUGUGAGCCGGAAAGAAGCUGCAGCAUCAAUGAAGACAUUGGCCUGGGCUCUGCUUUCACCAUCGCGCACGAGAUAGGCCACAACUUUGGGAUGAACCACGACGGGAUCGGGAAUUCCUGUGGCACCAAAGGCCACGAGACAGCCAAACUGAUGGCUGCUCAUAUAACAGCCAACACCAACCCUUUCUCCUGGUCCGCCUGCAGCAAAGACUACAUCACCAGCUUUCUGGACUCAGGUCGAGGGACCUGUCUGGACAAUGAGCCCCUAAAACGAGACUUCCUGUACCCAACGAUGGCACCGGGGCAAGUGUACGAAGCGGACGAGCAGUGUCGCUUCCAGUACGGAGCUUCAUCACGUCAGUGCAAGUAUGGGGAAGUGUGUAGAGAGCUCUGGUGCCUUAGCAAAAGCAACCGCUGUGUAACCAACAGUAUCCCAGCUGCAGAGGGGACUCUGUGCCAGACUGGCAGCAUUGAGAAAGGGUGGUGUUACCAGGGGGACUGUGUUGCGUUCGGCACCUGGCCUCAGAGUGAGGAUGGAGGAUGGGGGCCAUGGUCCAUGUGGGGGGAGUGCAGCAGGACCUGUGGGGGCGGUGUAUCCUCCUCCACCAGGCACUGUGACAGCCCAGCACCUUCUGGAGGAGGAAAGUACUGUCUUGGUGAGAGGAAGCGAUACAGAUCCUGUAACAUUGAUGCCUGCUCUGCCGGGUCUCGAGAUUUCCGAGAGAAGCAGUGUGCCGACUUUGACAACAUGCCUUUUCGUGGGAAGUACUACAACUGGAAGCCUUACACUGGUGGUGGUGUGAAGCCAUGUGCAUUGAACUGCCUGGCAGAGGGCUAUAACUUCUACACAGAGCGCUCCCCUGCAGUAAUUGAUGGAACGCGAUGUCAGGCUGACUCUCUGGAUAUCUGUAUCAACGGAGAGUGUAAGCACGUGGGCUGUGACAACAUCUUGGCCUCCGACGCGAAAGAAGAUCGAUGCCGUGUGUGCGGAGGAGAUGGCAGCACCUGUGAGGCCACAGAAGGACUAUUUAACGAGUCUCUACCCAGAGGAGGCUACAUGGAGGUGGUUCAGAUCCCAAAAGGAUCUGUUCACAUUGAGAUUAAAGAAGUCAUUGUGUCAAAGAAUUAUAUUGCUUUGAAAUCUGAAGGUGAAGAUUAUUACAUCAAUGGCGCAUGGACCAUCGACUGGCCCAGGAAGUUUGAAAUCGCAGGAACAACUUUUCACUACAAGAGACCCACCGAUGACCCGGAGUCUUUAGAGGCCCUCGGACCCACCACAGAAAACCUGGUGGUCAUGGUCCUCCUCCAGGAACAGAACCUGGGUAUUCGCUACAAGUUUAAUGUGCCCAUCCAGCGGACCGGAAGCGGUGACAACGAGGUGGGCUUCGCCUGGCACUAUCUACCCUGGUCUGAAUGCUCAGCUACUUGUGCUGGAGGUACCCAGAAGCAGGAGGUGCUGUGCAAGAGGUUUGAUGACAAUUCGGUGGUGCAGAACAGCUACUGUGAUUCCGACAGCAAACCCCCAGAGAACCAGAGAGACUGCAACAUAGAGCCAUGUCCUCCAGAGUGGUUUAUUGGUGACUGGUCUGAAUGUGGGAAGACUUGUGAUGGUGGGAUAAGGACGAGGACAGUACUGUGCACCAGGAAGAUUGGGCCUGCCAAGGAAGAGACACUGAAAGACUCCCACUGUCUGACUCACCGACCCAUUGAAAAAGAGACCUGCAACAACCAGUCCUGCCCACCUAAGUGGGUCACGCUGGAAUGGUCUGAGUGCACACCCAAGUGUGGCCCUGGCUUCAAGCAUCGCAUCGCCUUGUGUAAGAGCAGUGACAUGACUAAAACCUUCCCACCCAGCCACUGCCCGAGCCACAAUAAACCCCCGGUCCGAAUCCGCUGCAGUUUAGGACGGUGUCCUCCUCCUCGAUGGAUCCCUGGUGACUGGGGACAAUGUUCAGCACAUUGUGGCCUGGGCCAGCAGAUGAGGACUGUGACCUGUCUGUCCUACACUGGACAGCUAUCCAAUGAGUGUCCAGAGUCCCAACGACCAGCCACCAUGCAGCAAUGUGAAAGCAAAUGCAACUCCACACCCAACUCCAGUGGCGACGAAUGCAAAGAUGUCAACAAAGUGGCUUAUUGCCCGCUGGUUCUAAAGUUCAAGUUCUGCAGUCGAGCAUACUUCAGACAGAUGUGCUGCAAGACUUGUCAGGGUCAUUGACCCUUGGAGCGCUUGAACCAGACAAAACAGCAAUAGGUGGAGGGCUACAAAAGGGAGGAGACGAUGGAGACGCACUUCCCUGGUGAAAGGAAUAAAAACGAUGCAGGCUAUUAAAGCAAAGACUGGUGGAGGAAAGAAAAAGAGAAACACGGAUUUCCCUCGUCAUCAAACCUGGUUCUCCUGCUCUUCAUCACGGUGGAAUCCAAACCACUGCUCAGCCUAAUGCGCUGACACAGACAUUUCUUUUUUCUGUAUUUUAUUUUCACUUCUGUGAAGUGGAACUUGGAAAAUUAUAUGUUGGUGAUGUUAUUUUAUUAUAAUAAUAAUUGUUAAUGUUAGUCUUCCUCCGUGUUUUAAUCCAAAGUGCUGGACACAUCUCUCACAGAGGAUGACGAAAGAGGGAGAUCGGCAGACGAACAAGUCAGACUCCUGUCUUUGAGAGACUGUGAUGGUGCUAUUGGCAGGCUGACAUUUGGCAUCAGUGCACUUUUUCUUGUAAAUACGUUGCCAGUUUACCCCUCGACUCCAACAGAGAAACCCCAUCGGUGUACUGUAUAUUUAUUGUACGAUUCCAGAGCAGAAAUAUUGCCGUUUGUUGCUUCUGUCAGAAAGUAGCCUACUGGCAUGAGAAGGAAUGUAAUGUGACUAAUUCCAGACAUUAUUGUAUACUGUAAAAUACAUUAAUACUAUAUAUGAUGUAAAUCCAGGAUUAUAAAACACAGUUUUAGGAGGAUCGUUGAUUUUUUUUUUUUUUUCCUAAUGGUGGUGCCUUGGUUCACUCCCAGUUAAAACUGAUUUCAAAUUGUUGAACAGUGCCUUGUUACAUAAAAUGCCUUCAUGUUUAGUGAAAUCCCCAUUCAGGUUCAUGACGUAGAAAUCCUUGCAAAGGAGAAUUUUACAAAUAGCAUUCCAUUCCUUAUGAGGACUGGAGUUAUGAUUUCUCACUACUUUUUGGACCUCAAGAUUCACCACAUUUAUUACAUUUCUUACCCAAAUUAAAAUAAUUCCUAAACACCAUAGCUUCGGUGAUGGUCUAAACUUAUGUUUAACUUUCAGAACAUUAGCUUAACAUUUAAUGCACUAAUUCCUAAACAGAUGAUGCUUUUGGCAGAAUUUAAAAUUUGCUUUUUCUAUUUAAAAAAAAAAAAAAAAAAA
This is a messenger RNA of Oryzias melastigma (Indian medaka), 5192 nucleotides long. It is a transcript of the gene adamts6, whose product is annotated as ADAM metallopeptidase with thrombospondin type 1 motif, 6. Gene Ontology annotation, cellular component: extracellular matrix. Gene Ontology annotation, molecular function: metalloendopeptidase activity. Gene Ontology annotation, biological process: proteolysis; extracellular matrix organization. The coding region runs from base 669 to 4037 and encodes 1122 amino acids. Lineage: Eukaryota; Metazoa; Chordata; Actinopteri; Beloniformes; Adrianichthyidae. The record is from RefSeq and is a predicted model, not a curated record. The transcript has 25 exons.